Messenger RNA from Aspergillus eucalypticola CBS 122712, 494 nucleotides. RefSeq lists its product as uncharacterized. The transcript is spliced from 2 exons. The coding region runs from base 44 to 307 and encodes 87 amino acids. The record is from RefSeq and is a predicted model, not a curated record. NCBI's taxonomy places the organism in Eukaryota, Fungi, Ascomycota, Eurotiomycetes, Eurotiales, Aspergillaceae.
CUACCAAAAGACAAACCCAACCACAUUAUACCACAACUCCAUCAUGCAUCAAAUGCUCAUCGGUCGCUCCCGACCAGUCGUCGGCAACAUCAGCCAAAGACUGCAGUCGGCGGACCCUACCCAACGACGACAACAUAUCAUGCGGUCGGAUACCUAUCGCAAGGAUAGCUCAGAACCCGGCCAUAUCCCCGUCAGUUCCUUACGCGUGCACGGCGCCGCUUGGGCCGUGGCUGGCGCCAGCAUGUACGCUACCCUGCAUGGGGUCUACAUGAUGCUCAAGUCCUUCCGGCAGAUCCGCUACAUCUAAUCCUGUCAUUUCUUUGAAGAAUGGAAGUUGUACAUGUGUUGAUUUGAGCGAUAUGGAAUGACAUUAGUUUGAUUAAUUAUCAGAACUUGUAGGAUUAAGAAGUAUUGGAGAAGGUGGAGUUCUGCAGUGGUCUUAAAUAGUCUCGAACUGGUGGUUAGACCUGCACUCUUAUAUAUCAGCAGAAAGA